Molecule: messenger RNA, 978 nt
Organism: Rotaria sp. Silwood2
Lineage: Eukaryota; Metazoa; Rotifera; Eurotatoria; Philodinida; Philodinidae
Source: the annotation of a GenBank genome assembly
AUGGUUUUCAUAGUUGCGUUUAUCCUAUUUGUCUAUGGCGCUUAUCGAUUGUAUCAACACGUCUUCCCUGCACCAAAUAUUGAUCCUCAAGGCAAAUAUGUUCUCAUCAGUGGAUGUGAUAGUGGCUUUGGCAACGCACUAGCCAUCGAGCUCGACAAAGAGGGUUUCAAUGUCUUUGCUGGUAUUUACAGUGCCGAUAGUAAAUCUGCACUGACUGAUCAACUUUCAUCACGAGCAACCAUCUUCUUACUUGAUAUUACUCGACAGCAAGACAUCGACUCGGCCUACGAGAUGGUCAAAGGAAAAACAAAUACUCUUCAUGCAUUGGUCAAUAAUGCAGGUAUUAUGACUGGUGGGCAUAUUGACUGGAUCACCACGGAGUCGAUGCGUCAAGUGAUGGAUAUCAACUUUUUCGGACACGUAGCUAUGACCAAAACAUUUUUACCAUUGCUGAUUGCCAAGCGAGAUGCGCGUGUAGUGAAUAUUUGUUCAGUAGCCGGCUUCUUAGCUCCACCAUCUACUUCAGCUUAUUGUGCAUCCAAGUAUGCACUAGAAUCAUUUUCCGAUUGUCUUCGUCGCGAAAUGCAUGCUUGGGAGUUGCGUGUGAGCAUCAUUGAGCCAGGCAUCAUGCGAACGCCUAUGAUCCAAAAGCAUGGUGUGGCUACACAUGAGGUAAGAAUGCAAAUGCCGAUUAGCGUUCAAGAACGAUGGGGCGAGGACUUUUUAAGAUGUCAUUUUGAAAAAAUAAGAAAUAAUAUUUUUAUUAAAUUGGCCGAAGAUCCGAUGAAAGUGGUGCGAGCACUGCAACAUGCAGUAACAAGCACGGCUCCACGUAUUCGCUAUCGACCUGGCUGGCAAUCAAAGUUCCUCUACUUUCCUUUGUCGAUUAUUCCCGCCUGGUUAUCCGACUUAUAUUUUGUAAAAACACGUGCCUUACCUGUCCUACCGGCUGGUAUAAAUAAGCAACUACACCCGUAA